AUGACCCAACCCAACGCCUUGGAGCACAUCCAGAUCGAUACCAGUGACGAGGAAUCACUCUUCGCCACCCAAUCUAUUCUAGAUUCCAACUUCUCCUUCGCGUCCUCCGUCCGCGACUACUGUUACGAAAAUGGCCGCCGUUACCAUGCCUACCGGCACGGCCAGUACCCUUUCCCCAACGACGAGGAAGAACAGGACCGCCUCGCUGUAAUGCACCACCUCUUCAAGCUCGUGCUGGGCGGGGAUCUGUACCGCGCCCCGUUCGCCCGUGACAGACCCCCCACCCGCAUCUUGGACAUCGGCACCGGCACGGGGGAAUGGGCGAUUGAAAUAAGCGAAAACUUCCCCGGCGCAGAAAUCAUCGGCACAGACCUGAGUCCGAUCCAGCCGGGCUGGGUGCCGUCGAAUUGCCGGUUCUUCAUCGACGAUGUGGAGAGCGACUGGGCGUUCACACCGGGGGAGGCGUUCGACUUUAUCCACGCGCGAACGAUGGGGUGGUUCGAGGUGCAGGAGUUUGCGAUGGAACUUUCCUCGGACGACGGGUCGCAUCACAUGGCGCCGACGGUGAUGGAAUGGCUGAAUAGGGUGAACGAUGCGAGUAAGCAGUUUGGGAAGGACUUGAAUAUCGCAAAGGAUGUUGCAGGGUGGAUGCGGAAGGAGGGGUAUGUGAACGUACAUGAUGAUAUAUACAAGGCUCCUGUGGGUGGCUGGGCGAAGAAUCCUCGGAUGAAAGAGAUCGGGCGGAUGACGAGGAUCACAGUGAAUGAUAUCAUUGAGCCGUAUAGCCUUGCCCUGAUGACGAGGGUGAUUGGGCUCUCGUAUCAAGAAGUGCAGGAGUAUAUGGAGAGAGUGCGGGCGGAGUUUUUGAAUCCGAAGGUUCAUUUUCACUUCUAUUUCCAUUUUGUCUACGGCCAGCGACCACUUGAUGACACGGAGGCCCAGACGUGA
This is a messenger RNA of Penicillium chermesinum, 948 nucleotides long. RefSeq names its product class I SAM-dependent methyltransferase. Bases 1 to 948 code for a protein of 315 amino acids. The transcript has 4 exons. Gene Ontology annotation, molecular function: methyltransferase activity. The record is from RefSeq and is a predicted model, not a curated record. Lineage: Eukaryota; Fungi; Ascomycota; Eurotiomycetes; Eurotiales; Aspergillaceae.